This is a messenger RNA of Drosophila innubila, 810 nucleotides long. Its product is annotated as GILT-like protein 1. The transcript is spliced from 5 exons. The record is from RefSeq and is a predicted model, not a curated record. NCBI's taxonomy places the organism in Eukaryota, Metazoa, Arthropoda, Insecta, Diptera, Drosophilidae. Gene Ontology annotation, molecular function: oxidoreductase activity, acting on a sulfur group of donors, disulfide as acceptor. Bases 171 to 797 code for a protein of 208 amino acids.
CUAAAACUGAAUUGAACGGUCGCAUAAUCUUGGACUUGGCUUUGUUCUUAACGCCCAAGAGUGCAUCGAAGGUCGCUUUCUAUCGAUUUGGUUUCACGCGUCGCAAGUUAAAAGAGUGUGUUGAAUAUUGGAAAAUAAAUACUGAAAUUGCUAAGCCAGCAAUACUCACAAUGUUGAAAUUUAUCAUUGCCUUGUGCAUUUUCUCAAUGCUCAAUUGCUGCCUGGCUGAGCAAAGUUCACGUGAUAAGCGUCAGGCUGAAAAGCUGCAUAUAACUCUGCUCUAUGAGUCACUUUGUCCGGACAGCAGAAACUUUAUGCGUCAACUGGGACCUGUUCACGAGGAACUGGAGCCAUACAUUGAUAUUGAAUUGGUGCCAUUUGGCAAAUCUGCGUCUGAGGACAAUGGAGCGCUGUUCCACUGUCAGCAUGGACCCGCCGAGUGUGAGGGCAAUCGUCUGCAGAGCUGUGUCAUUAGUAGCACCAAAAACCAGGCGAUUCAGGUGAAAUUCGUAGUCUGCCAAAUGUUUGCCUCGGAUUAUGCAAAUGCUGACAAGUGUGCCAGCGAGGCGGGUCUCUUGACGGACGUUGAGCAUUGCAUGAAGACCGAGACGGGCACUAAGCUGCAACUUCAGGCGGAGCUCAUCACAAAUCGUUAUCGUCCCAGCUUUGUGCCCACGAUUGUCUACAAUCAUGUAUUCAGUCAGCAGCUGCAGGACAAGUCUCUGCGCAAUUUCCGGGCAACCGUUUGCUAUUUGUUGCGCCAACAAAUCUCCCUGCCCCCCACAGUGUGUCAAUAAAUCGCAAAAUGUU